Heteronotia binoei (common prickly gecko) is the source of this 1621-nucleotide messenger RNA. It is a transcript of the gene FBXW12, whose product is annotated as F-box and WD repeat domain containing 12. NCBI's taxonomy places the organism in Eukaryota, Metazoa, Chordata, Lepidosauria, Squamata, Gekkonidae. The transcript has 10 exons. The coding region runs from base 64 to 1470 and encodes 468 amino acids. Gene Ontology annotation, molecular function: protein binding. The record is from RefSeq and is a predicted model, not a curated record.
GGCCAGGGAGGAGAGAGAACCAUCCCGGAAGUUUGUUUCGUUUGGGGCGAUCUUGGAAGCAAAAUGAGCGACGAAUCGCUUACAUUAGAUUGCUUGGUCCAUAUUUUCUCAUACCUGGAGGCACCAGAUUUACUCAGGGUAGCCCAAGUGAAUAAGACAUGGCUCGAAGCAACAGAGACUGCUUCUCUUUGGAGAAAUAUGUGCCUAAAUCAAUGGACAUUCUGCAAUAUCUCAGUAACGCCAGGAAUGCAGACCUGGAAAAAGUACUACCUCCACCGUUCUAACAUUGAGCAUAAAAUGUUGUCAGGACGGCCUUCGGUUGACUAUACAUGUAAAGCCAUGAGAGGACAUCAAGGAGAGAUACAAGAUAUGGCUUACCUGUCGCCUAAUGAACACACAUUUGCCAUGGGAAAGGUGAAAUCCAUUGUGUGCACUGCAUCUGGUGAUGGCACGGUCAAGGCAUGGGAUGUCCAAGAGAGUACACAGAUUUGGUCGAGUCCCAAACAGGAAAUGAAACUAGUACAAGUUAUCACACUCCCUGAGCAUAAUCUGGUUGUCACAAGAGAUUUGUCUGGGACAAUCAAACUUUGGCAAGGGGACACAGGGAAAGAGGUUGGAGCAUUUUCAGCAGAGUCCACAUUCUGCCCUACAAUUGCCUACACAAUAAACAAUAAGCCGUUCCUAUCGGUAGCCACAUCAAGUGAAAAAAUCUAUACAUUGGCAGUUCCUGAUCUAAGUCAGAUUUCUUGCAUAAAACCAUUCCCAAAUUGUGGUGUAGAUUUGUCACCUUGUUCACCAGAUGGGCAAUCAAUAGUUGUCCUUCCUCUGGAUAGCAAUCAAGCACCAAAGGUACUUUAUACACACUAUGCAACUAAUCCAGAAGAUGAUCAACUGAUGUUUUCUAGUCCUCUGCCAAUCAACAACAGUGUUUUUGCCACCUGUUGGUUACCAGCAGAACCAGCAAGAAUAGCCCUAAUGCAUGGAGAAGAUCAAAGCUAUAACAUCACGACCUUUGAUAUUACCAUACAGAAGUCUAAAUAUAAAAUGAAUAUUAUGUCUCAACAGGUUGCAACCUUCAGAUUACCAAGUAAACAUAUAUUUACAGAAUACAGGACCAUUGCAGGAUUUGGUAAACAAACACUUGUUAUAGCAUUCAAUAUGGAGCUGAAAGUAUACUCCCUGAAUGGGGCUGAAUUAAACGCUUUCCAAGAUCACGUGAAGACGAUUACAUCAAUAUGGGUGGAUCCUUUUCGUGUUGUCACAUCUUCCUUAGAUCUCUCGCUCCGUGUAUACACCUGGAAAAAUGACAACAAAACCUCUUCCCUCGUUAGUCGCUAUCAUCUAGUAGGGGGGUCUCAUAGAUGGUCAAGAGGUUUUACAAAUGUGGCCUGUGAUGAUGUCAGUAUUGUUGGUGUAGUUGCUGGAGUGGAGCAGACAGACAUUUUAAGAGCAUACAGCUUUGAUCUGUAAGACUUAAUUCCAUUCAGCAUCCAUCUAAGAGACUCAACAUUAAUCAGCGUAACAGUCUCAUGAAUCCAUAUAUAUAGGAGCACAACUAGUUUUUUAAAAGUCACUAUUAUAAAGUUUAUACAAAAAUAAAACACUUGUAUCUUGUACAGAC